Messenger RNA from Oryza brachyantha (malo sina), 1670 nucleotides. Its product is annotated as exopolygalacturonase-like. The record is from RefSeq and is a predicted model, not a curated record. Gene Ontology annotation, biological process: carbohydrate metabolic process. Lineage: Eukaryota; Viridiplantae; Streptophyta; Magnoliopsida; Poales; Poaceae. Gene Ontology annotation, molecular function: polygalacturonase activity. Bases 60 to 1310 code for a protein of 416 amino acids. The transcript has 2 exons.
CCACCAAGAAGAAGGAGAAGAAGAAGAAGAAGAAGGCACAGGUAGCCAAGAGAAGAAGAAUGGCCAUCCUCCGGGUCCUGUUCCUCAUGGCGGUGGUGUGCGCGGCGGCGCACGCGGCCAAGGACGCGAAGGAGGACAAGAAGAAGGACAGCGACGCUCCGGCGGCGGCGCCGGAGGGGGCGGAGUCGGGCCCCGGCGGGUCGCUCGACAUCAGCAAGCUCGGCGGCAGCGGCGACGGGAAGACGGACAGCACCAAGGCGUUCGACGAGGCGUGGGCGAAGGCGUGCGCCGGCACCGGCAAGCAGACGAUCCUGGUCCCCAAGGGCGACUACGUGACGGGGCCCCUCAACUUCACCGGGCCCUGCAAGGGCGACGUCACCAUCCAGCUCGACGGCAACCUGCUCGGCUCCACCGACCUGGCCAAGUUCAAGUCCAACUGGAUCGAGAUCCUCCGCGUCGACAACCUCGCCAUCACCGGCAAGGGCAAGAUCGACGGCCAGGGCCCCUCCGUCUGGAGCAAGAACUCCUGCGCCAAGAAAUACGACUGCAAGAUCCUCCCCAACUCGCUGGUGCUGGACUUCGUGAACAACGGGCUCAUCUCCGGGAUCACUCUGCUGAACUCCAAGUUCUUCCACCUGAACCUGUACAAGUGCAAGAACGUGACGGUGAAGGACGUGACCGUCACCGCGCCGGGCGACAGCCCCAACACCGACGGCAUCCACAUGGGCGACUCGACCCAGAUCAACAUCAUCGACACGACCAUCGGCACCGGCGAUGACUGCAUCUCCAUCGGCCCCGGCAGCGAGGGCAUCAACAUCACCGGCGUCACCUGCGGCCCCGGCCACGGCAUCAGCGUCGGCAGCCUCGGCAGGUACAAGGACGAGAAGGACGUCACCGACGUCACCGUCAAGGACUGCACCCUCAAGAAGACCUCCAAUGGCGUCCGCAUCAAGUCCUACGAGGACGCCGCCUCCACCCUCACCGCCUCCAAGUUCACCUACGAGAACAUCGAGAUGGACGACGUCGCCAACCCCAUCAUCAUCGACAUGAAGUACUGCCCCAACAAGAUCUGCACCGCCAACGGCAACUCCAAGGUCACCAUCAAGGACAUCACCUUCAAGAACAUCACCGGCACCUCCUCCACCCCCGAGGCCGUCAGCCUCCUCUGCUCCGAGAAGCUCCCCUGCAGCGGCGUCACCAUGAACGACGUCAAGGUCGAGUACAAGGGCACCAACAACAAGACCAUGGCCGUCUGCAACAAUGCCAAGGGCACUGCCACCGGCUGCCUCAAGGAGCUCGCCUGCUUCUGAUUCACCAUCGUAUCCGGCCACCACUUUCUCCAUUUUGAUUUCUACAUCUCCUUCUUCGAACAAAACACACAAGAGAGGGACACGUGUGUGCAGAUUGGUCGCUGAGAUAAUCGCCGGUUAAUAAUCCCCCACCCCACAUAAAAUUGUACUCAAACACUAGAGCCUUCCCCUCUGCGCCUCCACAUGCAUGAUUGUGAGGCUGCCUGAAAAUUUUGUUGUUUACUAUAUAAAUUUGUAUGAUGCAACCGUGUAUCUUAUGUGCAUGGUUGGGAUCGAGGUCUGUAUUAUUUGCAUGACAACGAUCGAUUGGUUGAAUUAAUGUAUCAAACAACAACGAUUUGGUUGUUGUGUUACUUGUCU